Messenger RNA from Trypanosoma brucei brucei TREU927, 1368 nucleotides. RefSeq lists its product as hypothetical. NCBI's taxonomy places the organism in Eukaryota, Euglenozoa, Kinetoplastea, Trypanosomatida, Trypanosomatidae. The transcript has a single exon. The record is from RefSeq and is a predicted model, not a curated record. Bases 1 to 1368 code for a protein of 455 amino acids.
AUGGAAGCUGCUGCCGAGCGCUGCUUUCAAGAGGGGGACCUGAAGGGUGCGGCGUGCCUCUACGCAAACCUAAUGGUGCUGUAUCCUCAGUACACCAAAAUGGCGCGGAUGUGCAGGGUACUGUCCAACCCGUUGGAUGUUCCUUUACCCUACCGCUACGCUGACGUUGUCGAGGCGUUGCUGGACCCGUGUGUCACAUACCAAACCUUAUUUGGAACCGACGCACCGCCCUCGGUAGUGCGGAAGGCAUUCCAGGGGUGGACGCUUCUGGUUCAUCCCGACAAGAAUCCGUACCCUAAAGCAGCUGACGCGUUUAACCGCUUGGUUGCAUUCAAGGCGGCCGCCAUGGGGACGGUUGAUGAAGGUCCCCCCAACGCGGGUGGGGUAAACUCGAAAUCGAGUUGCCGAGGGAAUGUAAGAAACCGCCAGAGGUGCACGAAACGUCAUGGGUCCGCCAACAGGGCAAACCAGAGCAAUCAGCACUCGCAACUGGGUGACGAAAUUGAUAUGUCGCUAUAUGAAUUGAAAAAGGUGCAGGUAACCCUCAAGUCACUUAAGCGAAAGAAUGUAGAUGACAGCGAGCUACCUCCUCUCAGUGCGUUUCUUCGCCCGGGUGGAGGAGCGCGUUCUCGUGGCGGUGUAGAUCAUUCAAACAACACGAAGGGCAGUGUUCCAACGCCCGAAACUCAGGAGGGCGGCUCGGCCUCUCUUGACGAGUCGAUCCCAACCUCGCCACGAAGUUGUACUGCGGAUACAGCUUGUGAACCGGGGCUCUCUCAAACUAUUGAAGCCCAGUUGCGAUCAUCGGAGGGGGCGACAGAUGCCCCGUAUGUCUUAUCGGAGUUAACACCUCAGCAAAAUGAGGUUGUGAGGGGUGGUAAAGGUUUAGAAGGGGAAAACACUGAGGAACCACUGGGACUACCAACUGCUGGCGGUCAUAUGCAGCAAUAUGCGACCAACAGAAACGUUGGAGAGGUGGACAACGGAUCGCGCGUGAGUCUUGAGGCGGAUGAUUCGGUCCAGGGUCCUGCGAAGGGAAUUCAGAACCCGGAUGCUCUGCCGCGUCGGCGGGGAAAACAUGUGGAUAGGUUAGAGGGGACAUGUACAGGAGAGUUCACUCAGCAGAGCAAUCAAAACUCAACGUGUGAUACGUCUUCGUCGGAGGGAUUGCAUUCCACGACUUUUAACGAAGAUGUACCAUUGGUUGAGUUAGCAAAGCUCGGUAUAAGAGAGUUGUUUGAUGGCAUUCAAAAGAAAAUUAAUAGGGAUCCGAUUCGGUUAAACUGUGACCUGAGCUUUGCCACGUAUACACGCGACAAACAGAAGGAAGUGAAUGAGGCAUCUGUGCAAAGCAACGACGAAACGUGA